This is a messenger RNA of Nilaparvata lugens (brown planthopper), 892 nucleotides long. RefSeq names its product atrial natriuretic peptide receptor 1-like. Lineage: Eukaryota; Metazoa; Arthropoda; Insecta; Hemiptera; Delphacidae. Gene Ontology annotation, biological process: intracellular signal transduction; cGMP biosynthetic process; receptor guanylyl cyclase signaling pathway. Gene Ontology annotation, molecular function: guanylate cyclase activity; peptide receptor activity. The record is from RefSeq and is a predicted model, not a curated record.
AGGCACUCCUGUACGAGAUGCUGCCAAGGUAUGUGGCAGAACAACUGAAAAGAGGCAACAAAGUCGAGGCUGAGAGUUUUGACUUUGUCACAAUUUACUUCAGUGACAUUGUUGGUUUUACUGCCAUGUCAGCAGAAAGCACACCACUUCAGGUUGUGGAUUUUCUCAACGAUUUGUACCUUUGCUUUGACUCAACCAUUGAGAACUACGAUGUGUACAAAGUGGAGACUAUUGGAGAUGCUUACAUGUGGUGAGUAAGUGGGCUUCCAGUGCGCAACGGAGACAACCACGCGGCAGAGAUCGCUUCAAUGUCGCCACUACUCGAAGCCGUCAAGAGAUUCCAGAUCAGGCAUCGGCCUUCUGAAAUCAUGCUCCGCAUCGGAAUACAUUCUGGACCAGUAUGUGCCGGAGUAGUGGGUCUUAAAAUGCCUCGCUACUGUCUAUUCGGAGAUACCGUCAACACUGCUAGCCGUAUGGAAUCAACUGGAGCUGCCCUUCGAAUCCACUGCAGUUCCCAGUGCAAGGCCCUUCUGGACCGCCUACAGGGCUACAGGUUCGCUGAACGAGGUUUGGUGGGCAUGAAGGGAAAAGGAGAGGUCCUCACCUAUUGGCUGUUAGGCGAGGAACCAGAAUGGCGACAGGCUCGCAGCGACGAACGACGCCGACGCCGCUCGGAAGCCAACGCGAGACACUGUGCGUCGCAACACUGUGUCUCGCGACACUGUGCCUCGCAACACUGUGCCUCGGCACACUUUGCCUCGCAGCACCGGAAGUCGAUUCGCAACAAGACGGAACUGAACGGAUGUCCGCCCGGCGUGCCUCGCAGUUCGCUUAAGAAUCGCAACUCAAGCAGUUUUGGGUCGCCUUACAGUAUCAGGUGCAAUUUGUCCAG